AUGUCAUCUGUCAGAAUUGCCAUCCAAGGAUGUGCCCAUGGCGAACUCGAGCAGAUCUACGCCAAGAUCGAUCCUAAAACGGAUCUUCUCUUGAUUUUAGGUGACUUUCAAGCUCUUCGGAGCACUCAAGACUACCAAGCCCUCAAUGUACCCGCUAAAUACCGUGCCCUUGGUGAUUUCCAUUCCUACUAUAGUGGCGCGUUAACUGCACCUUGUCUUACGAUUUUCAUUGGCGGGAAUCAUGAAAAUAGUGCGUAUUUGCAAGAACUCAAGUAUGGAGGCUGGGUUGCUCCGCGAAUGUAUUAUCUUGGUGAAUUUGGUAGUGUAUGGUAUCGAGGAAUUCAGAUCGCAGGAUGGAGUGGAAUUUUCAAUAGAUCCACGUUCUUGCGCAAUAACAUGUAUGUUGAAAAACCACCGUAUCGCAGAGAUGAACUCGUGAGCGUUUAUCAUCAGAAAUUGACCGCAUUUAUAAAGUUGUAUAUGAUGAAUCAUGACUUGGAUGUGGUGAUGAGUCAUGAUUGGCCCGUGGGAAUUGAAGAUUAUGGUGAUAAACGAAAACUAUUGGCUCUUAAACCGUUUUUUAAGAAGGAUAUAGAGAAUAAGGAGUUGGGGAGUCCGUUGAAUAAGUUCUUAUUGCAUCAUUUACGUCCGAGAUAUUGGUUCUCAGCUCAUUUGCAUGUGUUAUUUGAAGCGAGUGUAAGCUAUAAAGGGGAGGUUAACAGUAAAGAACAGUCGAAGUCUUCUAAUAAUGAUGAGAUAGCAUUGAAUAUGGAUGAUGAAACUGAGAAAGAAAUUUCCAACAAGGACAAGAUAAACUUGGAUAUGGAUGAGGAAGACUUGUAUUUAAGUAACCCACAACCAAAGAAGACACCACCUCGAAUGUCUCCCUCGGACCACAGUACUAACUUCUUAGCAUUGGAUAAAUGUGGGAAACGUCGUAUCCAUCUCCGUCAUAUAACAAUCACCCCUGACGAAGCACACCAAUCCCACCCUUCAUAUAAAGAUAACAAGCUAUAUUAUAGCAGACGAGCAAUUGCGAUUAAUAAAGUACUCGAAACUUAUCUCAAAUCACACGAAGAUGAAUUUCGCGGCAUAAACACAAGAAAGAUCCUUGAAGACCCUCACAACUUAGUUUUGGUUAAUGAGUUGAUGCCAUUGGUGGAAUUGGAAUUGAGAAAGUUGAGUGGGAUGAAGGAUGAAUUGUUUAUUGUGCCGGAGUCUUUUAAAGUUGUAGCUCCAACCGAAGAUGAUGGUUCCCAAUUGAAGUUUUAUCCAAAUAAUCAAACUGAAGAAUAUUGUAAAAAGUUUGAUGUUGUUUCACCGGAUUUAGCAUAA
Spathaspora passalidarum NRRL Y-27907 is the source of this 1335-nucleotide messenger RNA. RefSeq names its product RNA lariat debranching enzyme (gene DBR1). The transcript has 2 exons. Bases 1 to 1335 code for a protein of 444 amino acids. Gene Ontology annotation, cellular component: nucleus. NCBI's taxonomy places the organism in Eukaryota, Fungi, Ascomycota, Pichiomycetes, Serinales, Debaryomycetaceae. The record is from RefSeq and is a predicted model, not a curated record. Gene Ontology annotation, molecular function: RNA lariat debranching enzyme activity. Gene Ontology annotation, biological process: mRNA splicing, via spliceosome.